CCCCAAAAAAAAUAUAGUUUGGCCCCCCACAAGGUCUGAGGGACAGUGGACCGGCCCCCUGCUGAAAAAGUUUGCUGACCCCUGCUUUAAGGUUUCCAGACUCAAAAGAGAGCAGGGCAAUUAAAGGCACAGAAGUCCUGUCCACUAUUGAGUCUGGCAACCCUACGGCCAAAUGUGUUUCUCCAGACCUUUCUGUCUGGCCCUCAGGACUGUGGCAACCCAUCGUUUGCCUGGAUGGAGGAUAUGCAUGUGGAUGAAUGUGUAGAAUGUUUUGCAGGGUUAGGAUGCAAGUCUGCUGUAUAAAGGUUCAAGUCACAUCCAUGGCUCCACCCACUUCUGCCUCUCGCCCUGCCCACUGCUGCAAUGUGGCCGCCAGAAAGUUGCCUGCCAGGGAAGGUUGCCCUCAGGCUGAAAAGGUUCCCCGCCCCUUGUCUACACUGACUGUCUGUGAGCCUCUGAUUUUUUAGACAGAGAUGCCGGGAACUGAGCCUGGGAAAGGUACUUUUCUGCUUAGCUCCCUCAGUGGUGGGUAUUGACUUGAACACUAACAGGUUAUUUGCCCUGGAUGUAAGUGUUUAUGGCAAUCUCUAAAAUAAUCUAUUUCCUCCACCUUUAAGGAUUAUUUUCACGUUCCUCUCUCGGAAGAUAAGCAAGGCAGGCGGUAUUUGGAGCUAAUUUAUGCAGGAGCAGUGUUAAAGGACAGCUGGAUACUUGCUGAUGUGGGCAUAUCAAUUUCUUCGACCAUCAAAUGUGUUGUUAAGGUCCCAGAGCUACUUAGAACAAUGUAAAAAUUGAGAAUUGAAAACAGUCGAAACAUCUUACAGUCUUAAGAGUAGGGUGAGUCCCAGAAACACAAAUCUCAGGUGCUAAUGUCCUCAAGCCUGCAGCCAGCCUCUUGGCAAAGUUGGAAGGGGCCCUUAGUGACACCAGGUGGACUCACCUGGUGGCGGGGGUGGUAGCAGUUCCCUGAAUCAGUACCAGGUGACUUGAAAACCGCCAUUUAGAUUUCCCCCAAUGCCCAGAGCAAUCCGCCCCCCUCUUUUGAAGGUGAUAUGCAAACAGCUUGGCUGUGGUUUGAGACAAUUUAUCCCGGGUUGCUUAGUUUUCUCAGUUUGAGAGUUAGUUUGCCAGAAUUUUUAUUGUUCCUGGCACAGCAUUACUAGGAUCACAGAAGAUGAAAACAAAGAAUAGAACAUUGAGAGUUGCAAUUCUCUGCCCAGUUACCUAGGAAUGCAAUCCUCUGAUCUCAGUUGGAGUAAACAGAACUGAACUGAAAAAGGACUGCGCUCAUAUUGGGGCAUCUACAGAGAUGGAGAAACAUAGCCAGGCAUUGUUCUCUUGGCCUGGACCUGGAAAUCCUAUAUUAGAAACCAUUAUUUCCAUUCGACGGGGCCUUUAAUUGUGACAAGUCCUGUCUUGUUUUCUCUCUGAACACGACUGCUUUGUGAGGUAGGUCAGUGGUUAUUCCUAUUUCACAGAUGGGAAUGAUAGCUCUUUGUAUAUCGGACAGUGCUAGGUCUUCAUAUCUUCCUGUAUCUCCCCACUGUAGAGAUUGUAAACCGAAUUGAAUUGAAUUUUAAAACAAAACUGAUUGUUGCUGUUGUGGGCUACAGCAUCAUCCACAAGACCACAUUCUAUGCAUGGGCAAUGGAUGCCCGGAUGUCUUAUAGUCAGAAUUCUACAUGGGCUAUAAGCACAAUUUUACAAAGGAUAUUACCACUGGAAUAUUGAUCUCAUUGUUGGUUUUCCUUUCCAGGAAGAAGAUAAGCCAAUUUUCUAUGUUUACAAUGCUGUCACUCAUGAAAAAAUGCCCAUCAUGGGAAAGAUUUAUCUCCUGGGGUUAAAGGUUUCCCAGCUUAAAAGCCUGGUAACCCUGAAGUGCGGCUUUCCAAACAGCAUUUAUUGUCUCAGGACGCCAGAGGGCCGAGAGAUGUACGACUGCAAUACCUUGAGUGAUUAUCAGUUAGAUAUAGGCACAACCCUUCACCUGGAUGUUUGGGAUGGGUGGAAAGAAUUCCUGACUGGAUGUCUCUUAGGAAACAAGCCCAAGGUCCAGCGCUAUCUUUCAAAGGAAGAACCAGUGCUCAGGUAUCAAAAGAGGGUAGCUCUUUAUAUGGCAGCCUUUUUCGGGCACCUUCAGCUUUUGGCGUGGCUCCUGAAACAGGGUGUGAAACCCACUGAACCAGUUGGCAUACAUCCCUAUCGAGAGUGGUGUCACGAAAACAGCCAGCCGGAUGUCACCAAUUGCCCAGUUCAUGCAGCUGCUGAAGCAGGCCAACUCAUGGUUCUGAAAGCCUUCGUCAAUUACAGUGUCUUGUGCCUGGAAUGCCAGAACUCUGCAGGACAAACUCCCUUGCAGCUAUGUAUCCUACACAGACACAAGAACUGUGUGCUGUAUUUAGUCACCAAGAUGUGGUCAGUGGUUUCUUACCCUAAUUCCUCUCUUCCCAUGAAAAUCUACAUCAGGUUAAAACUGUGGCUGCUUAAGGCUCAAAAUAACAUCUGUACAAAGAAGCGACGCAAGCAGACAUCAGUUUUCAGGACUAGGGUUGGGGACAUCGUCCUUGUGGAUGGUUUCACAGAACCCAAAAUGACUUCCAAAAGUUUUUAUUCGGCCACAGUCAAGGGCGCAGGCAGCAGAGGUUAUGAACUACCAAACAUAAACUAUCAGUUCCAGCACGGGCAGGGUGACUGGUGUUUGACAACUUCAAAGGGGUACCUAGGGACAAAUGUCAAAUUGCCCCUGGUAGCAGAUGCAAACAACAAUGUUAAUGCGAGCCGACUGACACAGAAAAAUAACGCCAGGAGGAAGACUCUGCACGUUAGCAGUGAAGAAAAUAUGGACCAAAAUAUGUGUUUAGCAAGAGUUCCUCUACCCGCUAUCUCUGUUGUCAAGCCUGUUUCUCGUUAUUCCAUUCUGCUCAAUUCUUCUGUCAAGUCUUUUUCAGAACACAGUGGAAGAUCACCAAGGGAGAAUGCAAUCUACUGCUUAGCCAUAGCCAGUGCAUUUAAAGAGAAACCUUGGCUCGAACAACUUGGCAUUGCAAGAACCCUGGCUAAAAAAAGCAUAUACAAACCAGUGUGCUUACCAGCCUCCAUUUGAAACGAGCAUUUGCUAGAGAUGAUCCACCUUGAAAAGUUGUGUUUGGAGAUCGUGACACAUUCGCUGAUAAUUUUAAGCUAUAUUUCCCACCCCACCAAUUACAUACAAAGAGGAUUACAUCAUGGAAUAUUAAUAAGAAAGAUAUAUUCAAAAAACCGUAAUAUAUAAUUUGUGACUGUACAUUUUUGGCUCCUAGUGUCAGGCACUGUAAACUGACAUGCCUUGUAAGCAGUCAGCAUGCUACUUUGCAUAAAUUUCAUCUGAGGGGAGUAGAUUGAGAGGGAAUCCUUUUUGAAGGCUAGUAAGUUGGAACUGACAGCUGAACACCCCCCC
Messenger RNA from Zootoca vivipara (common lizard), 3436 nucleotides. The record is from RefSeq and is a predicted model, not a curated record. Lineage: Eukaryota; Metazoa; Chordata; Lepidosauria; Squamata; Lacertidae.